This is a messenger RNA of Cladocopium goreaui, 1765 nucleotides long. The record is from the annotation of a GenBank genome assembly. Lineage: Eukaryota; Dinophyceae; Suessiales; Symbiodiniaceae.
GCAAACUGGGAAACUCCCGACUGGGAUUGCCUCCCAGAUGGAGGAUGGUGGCAGGUGGUUCAUCAUCCCAUGGUCUAUGCCAUGGUGAGACCCAUCGAGCCAUUGCUGCCUCACAACAGCGGGUAUAACAUAAGGAACUUGGAGCGGCUGUGCCAAGAAUCAGGCAGAGAUGUUCAUAGCCUUUGUCAAAUCCACGUAGUUGGCGAGGUGCUGGCAAUUAGGGAACGCUUCUGGGACGCGGAGCAGCAGUGCUUUUGGCUCCGCCUUCGCGAUGAAGGGGACUUCGGCGAGCAAUGGCUGCGGAAGGACGGCACAUCCUUGGGUCUUGGAACUAUCUUGGAGGCCUUGCCAUCGAAAAGACCUAGCGCUAUGCUGCAACAAACGCAUCGCAGAGCUUUGCGGGAGGUGAGAAGUGUGAGGACUGCUUUGGACCAUGCAAGGGGCAAGGAAGGCAAGGGCUUGACGACUCCAUGGCAGCCAUGGCACGAGGUACCGCGCUUGUCACUUGCCGAUGCGCAGCUAGGUGCCCAGGUAAAUUGCGGCAUCAAUGGCGAGGAGUGGGCUAGAGCCUUGGGAUGGUUAAAAAUAGCUCCUGGAGACGAUGAUGGGCCUUUGAUACAACAACUUCUCUCAGAAGGAGUUUUGGUGGUGGAGCAUGCCUUCCCGCCCGACUUUGCCGAGCAAUUUCUGGAAGAAGUCAGUGAGCUUGACAACGGCUGGAACCUCCACCCUGCUCCACAGCUGACGCCAGGACAGCGCGGGGAUCGCAUUGUUUGGAUCGAUGAGGACUUGGCGGCGGUCCGCUAUGGAGCACGUUGUGUGGCCAGUGGCAUCGCUUCGUUGAAGGCUUUGGCCCAUGUGCUCAACCCAGCAGUUUCGCGUCUCCAUCGUGCCUGCGCCGCAGCUGGGGAUCCCUUGCAUGUGCUUCUGCCCAAGGACCCUGCCAGUGAAGACGCAGUUCUGACCGUGUCUCCCAAGGCACAGCUGGCCUCCUAUAGCCAUGGAGGAGGCUACAUUUGUCAUCAAGACAAUCGCUUCAGGCCAAGUCAUGGCACGCGUUUGAACAGCCGCGAGCUGACAGCGAUCCUCUAUGCAAACCCGACAGAUUGGGACCUGCAAGGGGAUGGUGGUGCUCUGCGGAUCUAUUUGGGCUCGGAGCAGUUGGAAUCGGCUCCUCCUCCUGAGCAUCCCAACAUGGAGGUGAAGCCAACUGUUGGGACUUUGGUCGUUUUCUUCUCAAGGCUUUGGCAUGAAGUGUUGCCUUCUGAACGGCUGCGGCGGGCAUUGACCCUUUGGAUCUUGCGACCUGAAGAAGAGGAUAGCUGGAUUCCAACGGCUUUCUGAGGGUCAAGCCACUGGUGGCUAUCAGGUGCUGAAUGCGGUGCUCCAGGUCCAGCACAAUGUUUUCUGCAACAUUCCCAAGCGCGGCCCGUCGGCAACAUUCUAGGACGCUCUGCGCAUUGAGAAGAAGCGACACCACGACAACUGGAGGAACUAUAGGAGAGGAGGUUGAUUGGUUUCAAGCCGAAAUCAUGAAGGACUCUACAGAUACAUGGGCUGGAACCUUCGAACAUUGACGAUGGAUGACGAUGGUAUUUUCUGAAUCAUGCAUUUCUCGAAUGAAUUGUUGUAUGCUUCCUGCAUGUCACAGUGUGGCGAAACUGCUGCCACAUGCUGCUAUGAAACUGCAGCCAACAUCCAGUUGGCACAGUGAAUUUAAGCCUAGAAGAAAUUACAACAAGCUCGGCAAAAAGAGAUGGAAAAG